UUUUUACUGUAUCUAUUAUAUAUAGUUGUAUCUAUCUGUAUCUCUGUUCAUACUUCCAAAUUCAGAAAUCAGAAUCAACAACCUCUCUUACAUCUUCAUCUUCGAAUCUACUACCAUGACUUACGUUUACGCGAUCUAAUUUCAUCAUUUCUGAGCGAAAGUAAUUACAACAUGACUGUCAGCUUUGGCGAAGAGGGACCUGCUAUUGUUCAACUACAAAAAUGGGAACCUUCACGAUUGAAAACGACCAUGGCACAGUUUCGUGAAGCUUUCCUUUCCCCAACCAGGGAAUUUAUAUUAUUACUUUCGCAUAACCAUGAUGGGCUACUUCUGCCUUUAGUCAAAGGUGUAACGAUGGAUGAUCAAAUCAAUUCUAAUCCAAUGGAUAUGGGUUCAACCAGUACACAUCCUCUUCAAACUGAUUAUGUAUCUAAUAGCUUUCCUAUGAUUUCUGGUAUUAAUUCACUUGCUUGGAGUGUAUGUGAGGAUUCAAAUAGUCAGCACGAGGGGGGCUUAUUCAGAGAACUUCUUUUCAUUGUUGGAGACCAUGAGUUGACGGUUCAUGCAUUUUGCCAACCCAAUGACUGCAACAAACCUGUUGAAGCUAUGUCAGAUGAGAAGAAUGAAGAAGGGAUAUGGGUGGAAUGGGGCCCAUCUACCUCAAGCGAUGCAAUGCAGUUAGAUGAGCCUGAUAAUGAUAGUGAAAAUAAGAAUGUUGAACAAAGGAGAUGGUUGAGAACUUUUCUUACUAAAGUCAAAAUGGUCAAAUCCGAAGGCAAGCUUUACAGCAGAUUUCCGGACAAGUCACAGUUUCCGUCUUCCAGUACAGUUGUUUCCUUUAACAUAUUUGAAAAUGAUUCUACAAUUCUGAGAUUCGUACUAGAAGGGAAUACCAAGUUAGAUCCUGAGGGUGAUGAGAUGAACAUUUCAUACAAAUGCUGUAGAGUGUUUGUUAAUAAUUCACAUGACCUAAUUGGGUUUGUUUUAACAUUCCCAUCUGUCUACUCUGAUAAUGAAUCUGAAAGAAAGCAAAUAAAAUUUUUACUAGUUGGUAGGAUAGUUAGCUGGGGCAUACAGUGGGUCAGCUCGGUGAAGCUUGAUGAGGAUGUAUAUAUGGUUCCUGUGGAUCAAUGGACAGACUUCAGUUUUUCUGAUAAAUAUCUUAUAUGUCUUAAUUCUGCGGGACAAAUAUAUUUUUUCAGCUAUAUAACUGGUGAAUACAUCGCAUGUGUCAAUCUCUUAGAGAUAUAUGGAUUAAAAAAGUUAUCCGAUAAAACCAGUGAUUCUGGGAAAGGUGUGUUUAGGAAACUUCUUGUUGCUUCACAUACAUCAUUGUUGGCUGCAGUCGAUGACUAUGGUAUAGUUUAUGUAAUUUGUGCCAGUGACCAUGUUCAAGGUAUAAAUAACUCAGUUAAGAAGUCUCUGCCACAAUUUCAAAAAUUAAGGUACCAGACAUUUGAUGGUUGGGAGGUUGGUGGUGCUGACAUCAGCCACCAGAUGUUAUAUGACAAUCUAUCUCCAGACAUAAGAUUUGUAAAGGAUAGAGGUUUUUCUAUUGAAAAUAUGCAAAGUAAUGAGUCAGGUAUCACUGGUUUCUCAGCUACUUUACAGAGAGUGGAACAUAAGAUCCACAGUUCUGAAAAGUUAACCUAUGCUUUGAGAAGUAUAUUUCUUCCAACAGAUAAACAUGAUAACGAUGAUAUUAUUUGUCUUUCUCCAUUUGGAAUCACUCGGCUCAGUAGAAAGUAUAGUACACUGAGAAUAGGGACUUCACGAAUUAUACAUACUAACAUGUAUGUAGAUUCAGCUACGAAUGAUGAAAAAGGCUCAAAUAGUGGAAGUCAGGAAGUUACUUUAGGAGAUACAGUUGGUUGCAUGUUCCAUGGAUGUGUGUAUCUGAUCACAUCAGAUGGUCUUUCUGUAGUUCUUCCCUCCAUAUCAGUAGCUUCUGGUUGUGUUCCUGUUGAAGCCAUUGGAUACCGCCAGAAUAGUAGUUGCUCGACAGAUCAACCUGUUAACCUCAUCGAAAUAAAAGGAUUGAAGCAACCCUGGCCAACUUGGAAAAUAGAGGUUCUGGAUAGAGUUCUUUUAUAUGAAGGCCAUAAAGAGGCAGAUCACUUAUGCUCCGAAAAUGGGUGGAACCUGAAGGUUUCUCGGAUUCGUCGCUUGCAACUGGCAUUGGAUUACUUGAACUAUCAGGAGAUUGAGAUUUCGUUAGAGAUGCUUGCUAGUGUGAGUUUGGCAGAAGAAGGUGUCCUGAGAUUGAUCUUUGCUGCUGUUUAUUUGAUGUUGAACAAAGGUGGAAAUGAUAAUGAUGUAUCUGCUGCUUCAAGGCUUCUGUCUUUGGGCACCCAUUUUUCUACCAAAAUGAUACGCAGAUACGGCUCAUUGCAGUAUAUGUCAAAUGGAAUUAUGUCAAGAAGUAUUCCGGGCAUGAAAGAUACUUCUCCCCCAUUGCUUUUAGCAGAUAAAGAACAUAGUGAAACUGAGAAUCUAAGAAGGCUACAGGAAAUCGCUCGCUUGCUGGAGAUUAUAAGAAACAUGCAAUGUAGACUUGCGACUAAAUUUAAGAAAUCUGUAACCCGCUUGAGGGAUGGUUUAAAACCAUUGGAAUUUGUGGAUUCGGAAAUACCACACGAUGAUCCAAAUCCCUCAUCGCUGGAAACAACAAAUGAACAGGAAAAGCAUGCUUUGAUAUCGAUGGAGUUAGUUGACUCAAGAUCCAAUUCAGAGUUAGAGAGCUUACGGGGAGCGUCUAUUCCUCAAGUAGAUACAAGUUUUUUAAAUAGGAGUGCCAUUCCAUUUGAAAAUCCUAAGGAUAUGAUGGCACGUUGGGAAUUAGAUAAUUUAGACCAAAAAAACAUAGUGAAAGAUGCAUUAUUAUCUGGUCGUCUUCCAUUAGCAGUUCUUAAAUUGCAUCUUUUUCGUCAAGAAGAUAUGGAUACUAACAAAGACCCUAAUGAUACCUUUGAGAAAGUUCGUGAUAUUGGAAGAGCUAUUGUCUAUGAUCUGUUUCUAAAGGAUGAUAUUGAACUUGGUGUAACCACGUUACAAAAGCUUGGAGAAGACCUGGAAAGCUGCUUAAGGCAGCUGGUUUUUGGGGCUGUAAGGAGAUCUCUUCGAAAGCAAAUAGCUGAAGUGAUGAAAAGUUAUGGAUAUCUUGGGCCUUAUGAGAUGAAGAUAUUGGAAAGGAUAGCGUUUAUUGAGGGGAUAUACACUUGCAGUAGUUUCUCUGGAACAUUCCAUGCCCAGCAAACUGAGAUAAUGGCAGUGAACAAUGUCAAUUCAACAGAAGAAAUCAAGUUGCCUCUGUUACAUUUACUAUCCAAUAACCUUAUGAUUGAGUGUGGUGAACUAGAUGGAGCUGUGUUAGGUUUAUGGAGGCACAUCAGCAAAAAUACGAAAGUUCCGGUGAUUGAUGACGAUGAUACCCAUCAUUGUUACUGGGCUGCAGCCGCAGUCUGGUCUGAUGCUUGGGAUCAGAGAAUCAUGGAUCGUAUAGUGCUAGACCGACUUUCUCUUGUGGAUCUCAAUGUCUCAUGGGAAUCACAAUUUGAGUACCACAUAUCCCACAGCAACUGGGAGGAAGCUCUCGGGCUUGUAGAUAUCAUUCCGUCAUACUCAUCAUCACUAGGAAAUCUUCAAAUUAGUUUGGAUGGUUUACCAAGUACUUCUGCUGUGAACAAAAGUGAAUUUAGUGAUUAUGGAAACUACAUAUAUUCUAUACAAGACUUGGAUGCUGUGUGCAUGGAUGUCCCAGAUAUCAGAAUACUAAGAUUUCCUACAAUUAAUACAUGCUCCAUGUGGUUAAAGUCACUUUUGGAAUCACAGCUCGCUAAGAAAUUCAUAUUUCUUAAAGAAUUCUGGGAGGGUACUGAGGAAAUAGUAUGUCUUCUGGCACGGUCAGGCUUUGUCACCAAUUCCAGUGAUCUAUCUUUUACCGAGCUAUCAAUAAAUGAGUCAGCAGAGUUGCCGUUAGCGAAAAUUGAUGAUGGCAUCAGCACUGUUGCUUUCCAGGGUCUGCAUAAGCUUUUUCUGCACCAUUGUAUUCAACUUAACUUGCCAUACCUGCUUGAUCUUUACCUUGAUCACCAUAAGUUGGCUAUAGAUCGUGAACCUCUUUUCGACUUGCUAGAAGCUACUGGAGAUUGUCACUGGGCAAAGUGGUUGCUCUUAUCAAGGGUCAAAGGAAAUGAGUAUGAGGCAUCAUUUUCAAAUGCUCGUGCAAUUGCAUCACAUAAUUUUUCUCUAGGAAAUACCCUUGGUGCGGUGGAAAUCGAUGAUAUAAUUCAUACAGUUGAUGACAUUGCUGAAGGAGCAGGAGAAUUGGCAGCUAUAGCCACAUUAAUGUAUGCACCUGUUCCUAUUCAAGAUUGCUUGAGUACUGGUAGUGUAGAUCGGAAUCGCAGCUCUUCGGCUCAGUGUACAUUAGAGAAUCUUAGGCCUGCCAUGCAACGGUUUCCUACGCUAUGGCGCACACUUGUAGCAGCAUGUUUUGGACAAGAUUCGAUCGGCAAUUAUAUUAGCUCUAGAUCAAAAGUGUUCGGAAAUUCUUAUUUAUCAGACUACCUGAACUGGCGUGACAAUAUCUUUUACUCUGCUGGACAUGAUACUUCACUCGAACAAAUGCUUCCAGGAUGGGUCUCUAAGGCUGUCCGGAGACUGGUUCAGCUUUAUGUACAGGGUCCUCUUGGUUGGCAAUCUGUACCAGGAUUGCCGGUGGAAGAAUCUUUGUUUCUUAGAGAUGUUGAUUGUAAUGAGCAAGCCAAGAUCAGCACGUUGUCCUGGGAAGCUGCUAUCCAGAGACAUGUAGAGGAAUUAUAUGGUUCUUCAGUAGAGGGAUCUGGACUUGGGCUUGAGCAUCACCUGCAUCGUGGUCGUGCCUUGGCAGCUUUUAUACAUCUCCUUUCUCUGAGGGUGAAAAAGCUGAAAUUCGAUUUUGAAACACGUCGACUGCAGUCAGAUUCAUCUGUAAAUGAGCAAUCAAAUAUUCAAUUUGAUGUUCAUACUCUACUUUCUCCAAUAACACAAGAGGAAGAGUCUCUUCUUUCAUCUGUCAUGCCUCUUGCGGUUAUGCAUUUUGAAGAUUCUGUGUUGGUGGCUUCUUGUGCUUUUCUUUUAGAGCUAUGUGGAUUAUCUCCCACCAUGCUUCAAGUGGACAUUGCAGCUCUGAGGAGAAUAUCUUCUUUCUCUAAAUCUGCUGAUUAUACCGACAAAUCUGUGCAACCUUCAUUUAAGGGCUCCACAUUUCUUUCAACAUCUCUUGAAGAUGAUAUAACUGGUUCUCUGGCUCGAGCAUUGGCCGAAUAUUAUUUGAAAAAUUAUAAUACUGGCAUUGUGAAAGAAAAAGAUAAAGAGAAACAAGCCACUCGAGCACUUGUGCUUGUCCUUCAGAAUUUGGAGAAGGCAAGUCUCCCAUCACUGAUUAGUGGAGAAACAUGUGGAUCUUGGCUAAUGAGUGGAAAUGGUGAUGGAGCAGAGUUAAGGUCACAGCAAAAAGCUGCAAGUCAGCACUGGAGUUUGGUUACAGAUUUCUGUAGAAUGCAUCAGAUCACCAUGAGCACGAAAUAUCUGGCAGUGUUAGCUAAAGACAAUGACUGGGUUGGAUUUCUGUCAGAGGCUCAAAUUGAAGGACAUCCUCUUGACACUGUCAUUCAAGUGGCUUCGAAGGAGUUCAGUGAUCCUUGUCUUAAGGUUCAUAUUUCAACAGUUCUCAAAGGAAUGCAGUCACGAAAAAACUCCCCUUCCUCCUCAAACUCCAGUAGCACAAAUAAAAAGAAUGAAUCUUCAUUUAUGGAAGAUAAUGAUUACAUUCCUGUUGAACUUUUUGGUAUCAUAGCUGAUUGUGAGAAGCAGAAAAAUCCUGGAGAGACCCUCUUGUUAAAAGCAAAGGAUUUGUGCUGGUCAGUUUUAGCAACAGUUGCUUCAUGUUUUCCAGAUGUAUCUCCAUUAUGCUGCUUAACAGUUUGGCUAGAGAUAACAGCAGCAAGGGAAACAUCAUCUAUCAAGGUGAAUGAUAUUGCAUCUCAGAUAUCCAGUAAUGUUGCAGCAGCUGUGGAAGCUAACAAUCUAUUGCCGGUGACUGCUAGAGCCCAAACACUUCAUUAUAACCGUAGGAAUCCCAAACGUAGGCGGCUAAUGGAAUCCGAGCCUGUUGAUACAUUAGCUUCAAAAGGAUCUGACGUUUCUACUGCUUCCAGCAACACUAGCAUAUUCAUUGACCAAAAUAUCAUUUCUGGAGAAGAAAGCAACGAAAUGGCCGAUGAGAAUAAAAUUUCAACAGAAUCUGAUAAAGUGUUUACCUCUUUAUCCAAAAUGGUUGCAAUACUUUGUGAGCAACGUCUAUUUCUUCCUUUGCUAAGAGCUUUUGAAAUGUUCCUUCCAUCAUGCUCACUACUGCCCUUCGUCCGUGCUCUUCAGGCAUUCUCCCAGAUGCGUCUGUCGGAAGCUUCUGCUCAUCUAGGGUCGUUUUCUGCAAGAAUUAAGGAAGAACAUCCCAGCAUACAAACAACUUCUGGAAAAGAUGGGUGCAUUGGGAGUUCGUGGGUAAGUUCCAUUGCAGAGAAAGCUUCUGAUGCAAUGCUUAUGACAUGUCCAUCUCCAUAUGAAAAAAGAUGCUUAUUGCAACUACUAUCCGCCACCGACUUUGGUGAUGGGGGAUAUGCCAUGUCAAACUACCGAAGGAUGUAUUGGAAGAUUAAUUUAGCAGAGCCUUUGUUACGUAAAGAUGAUAUUUUACAUCUAGGGAAUGAAUCUUUGGAUGAUGAUUCACUUUUAACUGCCUUGGAAACAAAUGGGCACUGGGACCAGGCACGCAAUUGGGCCAAACAGUUGGAGGCUAGUGGUGGGACUUGGAAGUCAGCUGGACAUCACGUGACUGAGACACAGGCUGAAUCAAUGGUGGCAGAGUGGAAAGAGUUUCUUUGGGAUGUCCCUGAAGAGAGGGUUGCACUAUGGGGCCACUGCCAGAUGCUCUUUCUUAGGCAUGCUUUUCCUCCGCUUCAGGCCGGAUUAUUUUUCCUGAAACAUGCGGAAGCUGUGGACAAAGAUCUUCCGCCUAAGGAACUGCAUGAAUUGUUGCUUCUUUCUCUCCAGUGGUUAAGUGGGACAAUUACUCAGUCUGCUCCAGUGUACCCGCUACAUCUUCUGAGGGAACUUGAAACUAGAGUAUGGCUAUUGGCAGUAGAAUCAGAAGCUCAAGUCAAGAGUGAAGGGGGAUUGACCCUGAACAAUCCCAGUAGAGAAGUGGGAUAUGGAAAGGCAUCAAGUAUUGUAGACCAUACUGCAAGUAUUGUAUCAAAAAUGGACAAUCAUAUUAACUCAGUGAAGAUAAGGAACGAGAGAGACCAUAAUUUGGCACAUAAAAGAAGCCCACAUCUCGUAGAUGCAGCCACUUCUAGUAGCUCAGGAGCAAACACAAAAUCAAAACGUAGGGCGAAAGGCGUUGUGCCAUCACGAAAGCCUUUUGUUGAUGUUGAAAAAGCUGCUGAUUCUGAAGAUACUUCUCGAAUGGAAUCCUUGUCAAGGUGGGAAGAAAGCAUUGGACCUGCUGAGCUGGAGAGGGCAGUUCUUUCUCUGUUGGAGUUUGGGCAAAUAUCAGCUGCAAGGCAGCUCCAGCAUAAGCUAUCUCCGUCACAUUUACCAUCAGAGUUCACUCUUGUGGAUGCAGCGCUGAAGCUUGCAGCUAUCUCAACUCCUAGCAACAAAGUAACGGUUUCCAUGUUAGAUGAUGAAGUGCGUUCUGUAAUUCAGUCGCACAACCUACCAGUUGACAAUCAACUUGUUGAUCCAAUGCAGGUAUUGGAAAGUUUGACGACCUUUUUCGUAGAUGGUAAAGGGCGUGGAUUGUGUAAAAGAUUAAUGUCUGUGGUGAAAGCUGCGAAUGUUUUGGGUCUUUCAUUUUCAGAGGCAUUUGAUAAGACUCCCAUUGAACUGCUACAACUGCUUUCUCUUAAGGCGCAAGACUCGUUCGAGGAAGCAUAUCUCUUAAUUCAAACUCAUUCCAUGCCAGCUGGUAGUAUUGCUCAGAUCCUUGCAGAAUCUUUUUUAAAGGGGUUAUUAGCUGCACAUCGUGGUGGUUAUAUUGAAUCUCAAAAGGAGGAAGGCCCUGCCCCUUUAUUGUGGAGAUUUUCUGAUUUCCUGAAGUGGGCUGAGCUGUGUCCGUCAGAAUCAGAAAUCGGUCAUGCUUUGAUGCGUUUAGUGAUUACUGGACAGGAAAUACCACAUGCGUGUGAGGUUGAGCUUCUUAUUCUAUCACACCACUUCUACAAGUCGUCCGCUUGCCUUGAUGGUGUUGAUGUUCUUGUGGCCCUAGCAGCAACCAGAGUAGAUGCAUAUGUUUCUGAAGGCGAUUUCCCAUGUUUGGCCCGCCUAAUAACAGGAGUUGGAAAUUUUCAUGCCCUCAAUUUUAUUCUUGGAAUUCUUAUUGAAAAUGGGCAGUUGGAACUUCUCCUUCAGAAAUACUCAGCUGCCGCUGACACUCACACUGGCACCACUCAGGCUGUCAGCGGAUUCCGUAUGGCUGUUCUCACAUCACUCAAGCAAUUCAACCCUAAUGAUCUCGAUGCAUUUGCCAUGGUAUAUAAUCACUUUGAUAUGAAGCAUGAAACAGCUUCCCUACUCGAAUCACGGGCUGAACAAUCAUAUCACAUGUGGUUUCAUCGUUACAAUAAGGAUCACACAGAAGACCUCUUGGAUUCGAUGAGGUAUUAUAUUGAAGCUGCUGAAGUUCAUUCUUCCAUUGAUGCUGGUAAGAAAACCCGUGCUGCUUGUGCUAGUGCAUCUCUCGUUUUACUUCAGAUUCGGAUGCCCGAUUUCCAGUGGCUCAGUUUAUCUGCUACCAAUGCACGACGGGCUCUUGUGGAACAAUCCCGUUUUCAAGAAGCCCUAAUUGUUGCUGAAGCAUAUGGGCUGAAUCAGCCUGGUGAGUGGGCGCUGGUUCUCUGGAAUCAGAUGUUAAAACCCGAGCUUACUGAGCAGUUUGUAGCAGAGUUUGUGGCAGUCCUCCCUCUUCAUCCCACCAUGCUUGCCGAAAUCGCACGGUUCUAUAGAGCUGAGGUGGCAGCCCGUGGGGAUCAGUCUCAGUUCUCUGUUUGGCUGACAGGUGGAGGGUUACCUGCUGAGUGGGCAAAGUAUCUAGAAAGAUCAUUUAGAUGUUUACUAAAGAGGACAAGGGAUCUACGGCUGAGAUUGCAGUUGGCAACAGUAGCUACAGGAUUCACGGAUAUUAUUAAUGGCUGCUUGAAAGCAUUGGAUCGAGUUCCUGACAAUGGUGGGCCCCUUGUGUUGAGGAAAGGGCAUGGUGGCGCCUACCUUCCAUUAAUGUAAAAAAGUAGAAUAUCUACAAUCUGUAAGGUGGUGGAAAAUUUUGCCGGGAAAAAGGUUAGUUGAUUAGAUUUGGAGUUUUGAUGCAUCACUUUUUUUGACCUUUUAGAGGGCGGCAUUCGCUCACAGGAAAACACAGAUAUAGUCGACAGAGGAAAAUGUUUGUGACGAUUGUUUAGGUGUGUCUUUGGUUGAGGGAGUGUCUAUUUGUGUUUAGUUGGUGUAUAAUUCUUUUUGUAACAAAUGUACAUUGUAGCAUUUAGUGCCGGUUGUACAAUUUCUUUAAAUCUUAAAAACAUACAAGAUUAUGGUGCGCUUUGCUA
Erigeron canadensis is the source of this 9647-nucleotide messenger RNA. RefSeq lists its product as uncharacterized. NCBI's taxonomy places the organism in Eukaryota, Viridiplantae, Streptophyta, Magnoliopsida, Asterales, Asteraceae. The coding region runs from base 172 to 9327 and encodes 3051 amino acids. Gene Ontology annotation, cellular component: cytoplasm. The record is from RefSeq and is a predicted model, not a curated record. The transcript has 26 exons.